Molecule: messenger RNA, 3868 nt
Organism: Tilletiaria anomala UBC 951
Lineage: Eukaryota; Fungi; Basidiomycota; Exobasidiomycetes; Georgefischeriales; Tilletiariaceae
Product: WD40 repeat-like protein
Exons: 3
Coding region: 52-3795 (1247 amino acids)
Biological process (GO): rRNA processing
Cellular component (GO): small-subunit processome; Pwp2p-containing subcomplex of 90S preribosome
Molecular function (GO): protein binding
Source: RefSeq, a predicted model, not a curated record
UUGACCAGCCCUUAAAGAACUUCAUGGUGCGGACCAACGCCAGAAGACACAAUGUCGGUCAAGAGCAAAAAGACGGAGAUGACGCCCGGGAAAGCGGCGCCAAGCGAGGGCAAUGCCAACAGCAAGUCAAAGUCUAGCGACAAGGGCAAAGGAAAAGCAAGCUCGACAAUCUCAGUCAGCGACGCAGAGAAGGCGAUGGCUAAAAAGGCAAAAUCAGAAAGGGCUUCAUCAAAUGAAAUUGCCCCAGCGUCGUCAUUAGCCGUAAAAAAGUCUCGUGUCGUCUCGGGAUCGUCCCGUAUCUUUGUGCCGUUUCGCGCCCUGGGAUUCAUCAGCAACGGUGUGCCGUUCGCGCUGCAAGUCCGUCACGGCGGCAAAGAUGCAACUACUCCAGAUAUCAACAUCAUCACCUGCCUGGAGGGAUCAUCCUCUUCUUCUUCCAGCUUAUCAUCAUCUUCAUCCAACGCUCGCAAGCAGCAAGGCUCUGGUGACACAUGGGCCAUGUGGGACGCGAUGCACAUGCGGCUGCUUUUUGUCGGUCCACCCGCGCCAGCUACGCACGAUGGAGGAGGCAAGAUUGUCGCCAUGGCGACGAGCACGAGCCCCGAUAGCUUACUCGUCUGCUAUGCCGGAGGCAGCAUUAGGCGCUUCGUGCGCGCGCGGGAGGUCGCCAGGUACGACACGUGGUUGCGUAAGGAUCAAAGGCAACGGAAGCUGCCGCGGACGGCGGACAACAACGGAGGCAAGGGAGCCUCGUCUUCGUCAGGUUCUUCCUCAAACAGCGAAGCGGAAGAUGAGAGCAGCAGCGAUGAUGAGAUGAACGAUGGAGAGGCGCAGGGAGGAGGACGCAACCUGCUGUACCCGGACGACGAUAUUCCCCACUCUCCCACCAAGUUGGCUCGCAUGAUCGUCUUUGGCGACACCAUCUGCGCGCUUUCAGCUGAUGGAAGCGCUCUUUUUGUCUGGAAUCUCUUGACAACCCAGCUUUUGCGACGCGUCAACCUAUCCGCCUCGUCAAUCCCCUUGCCCUCUGCGAGCAAGAGUCGGUCGGACGACCCAUUCGUCAUCAAUAAUGCAGACCGAACCGCCACGGCGAUCUUGCACCCCGCCACCUACCUAAACAAGGUUUUGCUCGGCUUCUCAGACGGUAGUCUGCAGCUUUGGAAUAUCCGGACCGGUCAGCUCAUUCAUCACUUUGACGGCCGAUCUAAUCUCUACACGCAUGCCGAUCAUUCGCAUCAACACACUCCCGGCGACGCUCCGAUUGGACCAGGGACGCAAGUCGUUGCACUCGUGCAAAGUCCCGCUAUCGAUAUCAUCGGCAUUGGUUUUGCUAGCGGGCAUGUGCUCUUGCAUGAUGUUCGUCUCGAUGAGCCAGUAUUUCGAAUGAAGAUCGCGGCUGCAGAAGGCAAGCAAGACUUGCAGAAUGGCCACGUCAGCCUUGUAGGAGGCGUUCUCAGUCGCGAUGCGAUCAGCUUUAGGACAGAUGGAAACCAGCACAGCAUCGCUGUAGGCGGUACGAGCGGCAACAUCAGCAUCUUUUCGCUUGACUCUUCUGUGGACACGGCAGGCCAAGAUCAAGCCGAUUCCGCUAGCGAGCAGCAGAAUAAAGUCCGUGCACGACCCGCGCGACUUGCGCACGUCAUCCGCGCUGCGCACGACGCGCCUAUCGGUGGGCUGCAGUUUGUGCCCGGACAAGCGCUCCUGAUUAGCUCGUCUGCGGACAACUCGUACAAACAAUGGUUCUUCGAUGACGCUGAUGCCAUCGAGUCAAAUGCGCCUGGCUCACUUGCUGCUGGCUCUGUGAACGGAAGUGCAGGCGUGCCUCCGCGCUUGCUCCGAAGCAGGAGUGGCCACCAUGCGCCUCCGCAUCUGGUCAGACACUAUGGUGAUGACGGCAAGAACAUCCUUACUGCGAGUAGGGACAGAAGCCUGCGCUGCCUGAGCGUUGUGCGGGACAGCAGGAGCUUUGAGCUGAGUCAAGGCUCGCUUGCGAAAAAAUCUGCGCAGCUCUCCGUAGAUAUCACCUCUCUCAAGCUGCCCCCUAUGACGUCCCUCGCGUUCAGCAUGACACGGUCCCGUGACUGGGACGACGUGAUCACGACGCACGCUGGGAUACAGCAUGCGCGCACGUGGACCGUAAGAGACAAGCGUAUGAGCAAGCACGCAUUGGCUGCUGUGCCAGACAAAACUGCCGCAGCUGCGGAGGCACGUGUGGGCUGCGUGACAGCAUGCGGAAACUUUGGCCUGGUUGGCACCAGCCUUGGUAAGGUGGAGUGCUACAAUAUGCAAAGUGGGAUCCAUCGUAGAACAUACGACACGCGUGCAAUCGAUGGGGCGGCUUUGCAGAGAGCGAGAAUGCUACCGCCUGGCAAGAAGCGUGCUGCCGCUGAGGAGGCUGCACGAAUUGGAAGAGGCAACAGAGUCACUGGAGUAGCGAGCGACGCAAGAAACCGCAUCUGCGUAGCCGCUACUCUCGAAGGGACCCUGCACUUUUUCGACUUUUACACCACCGAUCUGAUCGCUACUCUUCCACUGGAGAGCUCCCCUUCGACUGUCUACCUACACCAAGAUUCUAAUCUGCUGGCCGUUGCUUGCGAUGACCUGACAGUCCUGCUUGUGGACAUCGAAACACGCAGGGUGGUACGUGAGUUCUCUGGCUUCAGGGGACGCGUUCUCGAUCUCUGCAUUUCUUCCGAUGCGCGCUGGCUCAUUACGACCUCGAUGGACAGCGUCGUUCGCACGUUCGACAUCCCCACUGCGACUCUCGUCGACACAUUCAAGACGCCGAGCGUCGCCACGAGUCUGAGCAUGUCACCUUCACUGGACUUCCUCGCUACAGCCCAUGUUGACAGCAUCGGGGUGUACCUGUGGGCCAACAAAGCACAAUUCUCGUCUGUUGCCCUCCGUGGGCUGGACGAGCUAGCAGAAGUAGCGGAUGGUGACGCAGAAGGGGUUGUGUCUAUGCCUUCGCUUCAAGGAGACAGCGGUGCGCAAGAGCUGGUCGCCGACGAGGAAGCUGAAGGGGUAGACGUCAUGCAAAUCUACACUUCGCCACCGCAGCUGUUCGCAGAUCAAAACAACAGAUCCACUGAAGGGGCGCUGACCACGCUCAGUACCAUGCCACGCUCUCGCUGGCUUACAUUGAUCAAUCUGGACAUCAUCAAGAAGAGAGACAAACCCGUCGAGCCGCCUAAGCAGCCCGAGAAGGCUCCAUUCUUCCUCCCUCAAGUGGCUGGCACUACCUUCGAAUUCGAUACAAAUGCGAAGCAACCUGCGGCCAACAAGAAGGGUAAAGAGGGUGCAAGGCUGCUGUCUGGGGCCGAUCUCAGCUUCGAGAGCGACUUUGUCAAACGGCUUCAAAAGGCCAACCAAGCCAAUGAUGCCUCCUCUUUCUUCUACUACGUACACGCUCUCACACCGCCGGCCCUCGAUGCUGAGAUACGCUCGCUUGCAAGCUUUGACGAUCUGCGCCUCUUUAUCGAUGUGAUGACACUUCGACUGCAGGCGCACCUCGACUUCGAAGCUGUGCAAGCGAUGCUCCGGGUCUUCUUGCAGAUCCACUCCGAUCUUCUGAUCGCCAAUGGAGUCACCCUCGCGACCCAGGAGCUGAGUGGUGACACUCCCAUGGGCACUGACGGGGACGAUGUGAACGAGUCCAGCGAAGAGGCGACAGCUCUUCGUCAUUCGAUUCGUGCACUCAUCGUGCAACAGCACCUCGAGAGCGCCCGGGUGUUGGACCUGCUUGACUUCAAUCUCGGAACCUUGAGUUUCGUGCGCGACAUCCCUCUUGUAUGAUUUCUCUGAGGAAUCAGCUUUUCUUCCAUUGCCAAUUCGUAUAUACUGGAUCAAGAGUGAAGAUCUUUGAGCG